UCUACCGCAGAUUCAUCCUUCAGGAUCCGUUAGGAGCAGCUUCCGUCCUUCGGUUUGGGGUUAAAACCGUUGUUCUCCGGCAAACCGUUUCCCUUCAGAGCCUGGUAACCGUCAGUUUGUACGCACCUGCCCGUGUCCAGCUGCAUCUUUUCUGUAUAACGGGUUUUGAGGUAAAAUUAGAGGAAUAAUGUCGUCGGGAAGCCCUGAAUACUCGUCGUUCUUCGCAGUGAUGGGCGCCUCAGCAGCGAUGGUCUUCAGCGCGCUGGGUGCGGCGUAUGGCACGGCGAAGAGCGGCACGGGGAUCGCUGCCAUGUCUGUGAUGCGUCCCGAGCUGAUCAUGAAGUCCAUCAUUCCUGUGGUCAUGGCGGGAAUCAUCGCUAUAUACGGACUGGUGGUGGCCGUCCUCAUCGCCAACAGCAUCUCAGACAAGAUCACUCUGUACAAGAGUUUCUUGCAUCUGGGCGCAGGUCUGAGUGUGGGUCUGAGUGGGCUUGCGGCUGGGUUUGCCAUCGGCAUCGUGGGAGACGCAGGCGUCCGUGGCACCGCCCAGCAGCCUCGCCUCUUCGUCGGCAUGAUCCUCAUCCUGAUCUUCGCUGAAGUCCUGGGUCUCUACGGCCUCAUCGUAGCUCUGAUUCUCUCAACCAAAUAAACUGGCAGACAGCAUGCUGCGCUGCUGGACCACACAUGGAACAAAACGUGACGAGAGAGGAAAAAAAAUAAAUCGGUACCUUAAACUAAAAUGAAAUUAGAUGAGUUGAGAGGUGAGGAGAUCAAUCUUACACUUUACAACAGGCUCUGCGUUUGGUUUUAUCUCUGAAACUGUACAGUCGACUCGGUUUUGAUUUCUUGUAAACGUGGUAUAUAGUGAUUUCGUCCUGUGUCUGUGAAGAAAAAAAAAUAUCUAUAAUAAUAAUGCUGUAAUAAUCUCAUUCUGUUUGUUUCCAUCGAUCUGUUCUCUUUGUGUUAGAGCGGGAACGCCGCCGGUUCCCGUCACGUGAUUUGGGAGUUGUAUACAGAUUUCCACAUUGGUGUCAAGAAGUGUUUGUGAAGUGGAAAAACACACGGCGAAUCUGUACGUGGAAUGAAAUCGGUUUGGUUUACGUCCGUUUCUGUUUUCCGUUGAUUUUAUUUUUUAAUUUAUUGAGAAUAUUGUUCAUGGAAAUGUACUUGAAGCUCCUCAGAUGCUUUGAAUUGAUAUUUAUAUAAACAUAAAUAUAUAUAUAUAUAUGAGAAUAGAGCUGCACUGGGUCUGCUGCAGAUGUUUGGGAGUAUUUCAGCUCGAUGUGUGUAUUUCUGGUUGUUAUCUGUGAUGUUUGGUUGUAUUAAAGGUGUGCGUGUGCCCCUCGAUGGGUCUCACAAGUGUAAUUUCCA
Carassius gibelio (silver crucian carp) is the source of this 1371-nucleotide messenger RNA. Its product is annotated as V-type proton ATPase 16 kDa proteolipid subunit c. The transcript is spliced from 3 exons. Lineage: Eukaryota; Metazoa; Chordata; Actinopteri; Cypriniformes; Cyprinidae. Gene Ontology annotation, biological process: proton transmembrane transport. Gene Ontology annotation, molecular function: proton-transporting ATPase activity, rotational mechanism. The record is from RefSeq and is a predicted model, not a curated record. Bases 188 to 649 code for a protein of 153 amino acids. Gene Ontology annotation, cellular component: proton-transporting V-type ATPase, V0 domain.